Acanthaster planci (crown-of-thorns starfish) is the source of this 5505-nucleotide messenger RNA. RefSeq lists its product as uncharacterized. The record is from RefSeq and is a predicted model, not a curated record. Gene Ontology annotation, molecular function: protein binding. Lineage: Eukaryota; Metazoa; Echinodermata; Asteroidea; Valvatida; Acanthasteridae.
CAGCAUUUUGCGUGGGCUGUUGCGCUACUUUCGGGUACCAGUUUGGAGCCAUGUUUAUUUCUCUUGCUGAUAUGGUUGAGUCCUUUUCCGUGCGCGGGAAAAAAACAUCGCAUGCUCAUAGUACGUCAGUGGGACCGUCUUCGCACGUCUGCAGGUGGUGAGUCAACUAUUUCCCCUUCUUCUAAUCAGCACAGCAUCGACCAGUCCCUCCCUACCCUCCAAAAAUGAGCUCCCUGCAGGAAGUGAGGUGCUUGACACGGAUACAUAGAAACUCAGGAGGUAUACUUGCUUGCAGCGGCGAGUCAGGUAGCCAAGACCAUGAACUUGGGCCGUCUAUCACCAACGGUGCAGCUGCCGCUCGCACAUGUUGCAAUUCAACCGGCCUUGACGAAAGAGCCACGGUUUACUUUAUAGAAAUCAGCCUCUGUCGUCAGUAAAGACUCUUAAGUUGCCAGUUUCCGGAGAUAAAAUACUUCCUUCUAUGUACCUGAGCCAGAAAGGUACCCGACUUUGACAUGCAAUACAAUUACUGUUUCGAAUUAAGAAAAAAGUUAGCACUUGAUGCCAGUUUCACUCUUAUUUAUCUGUCGCCUUGUUGUGUCUCAUCUGCUUGCAGGUCUAGUCAAACUUUAAAGCUUGUGUUUCUUCUUCGGACUCCUCUCCCAUGGCAAGUAUGUCGUCGAUUUCCAGACGCGUUUGUCUGCCCAUCGCGAUGAUAUUGUACCUUACCGUAUGUGUUUCCUCUCAGACGCCUGUAGCCGGCGCACGCCCACCGAAACAGAACCUCUGCGUUGCCACAGCCUGCACUUAUACUGUCGACAUCGCCUUGGCAGACUGCAACGGCCGACACUUGACAUGCUUACCGUUGUCGUUCAACCAGGCGGUCAAUAUAGACAUGGGACAAAACAACAUCGGUCACCUACCCCGCGGAAUGCUGACCGGCUACUUCAGACUCCGGUCACUGGACCUGUCCAACAACGUGAUAUCGACCAUCGCGGAUGGGGCCUUCAACGCACUGAGGACGCUCAAAAGCCUGACCUUGAGUUUCAACCGGAUUAACCGGAUAGGGGCCGGGACGUUUACCGGUCUGAGGAACUUACAGAACCUCUAUCUGCAAGGCAACAGCAUAACAUCGAUACAUGUGAAUGCGUUCGCGGCUAUGACGGAGAUACGAGACUUAAAUAUCGCUGGUAAUCAAUUGCUGACCCUGCCUGAUGCAGUCUUCAGCCCCAUGGUUAACAUCCGGAGACUCAUGCUGCAGGAAAACCAGCUGAGUACCACCAAUCGCUUCUUGACCGGAUUAAGGAGCUUGGUUGAGUUGGAUCUGGAUGGUAACCGGUUCACCACUCUGCCGGACCUGAGCGGCUUGCGCAUGCUCGGUGAUCUUGAGGUAACAGAUUCCAAUAUACGGAGAAUCAAGAACAAUUCAUUUGCUGGUUGCGGACGGAUGAAAGAGUUGAUUCUUUCGAGCAACUCUAUCGACACGAUCGAAUCCGAAGGGUUUAGCGGGUUAGGGGACCUGACGGACCUCCAUCUGUCGUUUAACGCCCUUCAGACUUUUCCCGAGUAUGUAUUCCGCCAGCUGGUCUUCCUGGAGAGACUGUAUCUGCACAACAACUUGUUGAGGUCGCUGUCGGCCAAUCACUUUGCAACAUUGUCAAGGCUGCGCGUCUUGUCUUUGGGCAACAACCAAUUGAGCGUCUUUCCCCCUCUACCUGCGAGCAGAUCGCUGCUCACUUUGGAUGUUACCUCCAACCACCUUUCAACAUUUACCAAGGAUGUCCUGAUCUCCCUCCCCGUCUUGAAUCGCCUCCUGCUGGUCAACAACCCGCUCCAGUGCGACUGCCGCCUCAAACACCUCCGCCAGUGGUUCAUCAACAGCGGUCGGCGGCACCGGAGCUCCGAGAUCCCGCGAUGUGACCUGCCAUCAGCCAUGAGCCAGAUGCGUCUUACAGCCGCUCCGGCAUCCGACUUGAUCUGCACCCCGCCUUCCGUGUGGGCCCGCAAGGCCGCAGUCAUCGGCCUGGAGGGCCACAACAUCACGCUGGACUGCAGCAGAACGGGCGGGUUCCCCUCACCGAUCAUCUCCUGGCGGUCCCCCAAUCAGAGAGAGCUCCUCCCCGAUGUGCUGUCUGGGAGGUACCUCGUCUCAGAUGACGGCCCCAUGAUGGUCAUUAGAGCUACCAUGGCCGAUACCGGACUUUUCACCUGCGUUGGGACUAACCCGGCCGGUAUGGCCACCAUUCCGGUAGCACUCAAAGUCGAAAGGAAUCCUAACCUACCAAUCACUACCGCUGCAACGGAAGGGGUUGUCCCUGUGACACCGGCUAGGGUGGCACCCUCGACUUCCUCCGGCGUGCUUAAACCGAUAACUCCAUAUGUCCACUUGGUAACGCCCUUUGGGACUCUCCCUGACAACAAACCACCGGAUGAACUCACACCGUUGAAGCCAGGGAAGCCGGGGAGGGAAAAUAACCCCAGACUUCCGGGGGAAAAGCCGCCGCACUCGGACGACGACCGUUAUUGGAACGAGACCAACUGCGAUACAAAUCCCACCAAAGUGGCCCUGUGGAUCUUCCUGACUUUCUUCUUGACCUGUCUCCUUUGCACCGUCUUCUUCUGGUCCUGGUACCACCGCCUCCUCCCCAGGAUUAUCGGGCGGCCACCCAACCUCCGGUCGCUGAAGAGCCGGCGGCCCAUGUCGCGGAACAUCGUGCCACUGCGUUCCCGAGCGGCGCGGGCCUACAACCAGAUGCAGAGCGAAGGGGUCUACAUGCGGCCCAGCGCCUACAGAAGCGACAGCGACGCCACCCGGAGCUCGCUCAGCAGCUUCGAACAGGACAGCCGCUACGUGAUCACGGAAAGCGUGGGGGACCCCGACUGCCAAGUGCGGCGGCAACACAUACUCAACAGGCUCACCCUCAAGUCGUCGGGGGUGGCCAACCCCAGCCGGCACACUUACAUCAAUGCCGAUAUCAUCAUGAGUGAAUCGAAUUACACGGCGCUUUGCACGACCAAAGACGCCAGGCGGUCGUCCGUGCAGCAGGCGCCCGUGGAACCACCCCCAGAGGAGAACGCCAGUCAGCAGCUUCAACGGAAACCAGUUACCGAAAAGAGUGUGGACAGUCGAAUAUACAUGGAUCUAAGUUGAAGGAACCUUUCAAGCCUCUGAGACUUCCUUAAAAUUUUAGUUAAAUGUAACAAAAGAAAUAAAUCUAAGUUAUUAUUUUUAUUUUAGUUUUAGGGGCAUAUGAUGGCAUAAUUCAGCACUAAGAACAUUGAAGUUUGUACAUGUAUUCAUCCAUUCACGUCCAAAACUUUUUCAAACACUCUAGGGAAAACGGAGGCAACAAUGCGUUUCGCUUGCAAAAUGACUACCAGUAAUUAAAUUCAGUUUGUUGUAUUGUCUGGAUCAAUGUAUUCCACAUUCCAUCACUGUAAAUAUGUAAAAUAAACAUGCCUGUACAAAAAUGUCUGUAUAUAUGUAAAAUGUUUGUGCAAAGGACGAUUGUAUCGAAAUAGUACGACCGAAAGUUGAGACUUCCAGUGGACGCAUUGGAAGGCUGUACUAGAGCCUUCUUUUGGUCUGCAGGUACGUCUAAGUACCUUCGACUGUCAUUAUGAAAGGGCUGCUGGGACUAGCCAAAAGUAACUUCUUUUAAUUAACUGAGACUCUUGUUGUACAAGGACUGUAGAAAAAGAAUGAAAAACAGAAGAAUUCAAGGGACUUUGGACGUCAGUAAAGUGCUCUUGAUUCUUCUGGUGAAAAUGCGCCGGCGUAUUAUGAUUAUGAUGUUCAUAUAUCGAAGAGUCGAAUGUACAAGAUGAAUAGUAGGUGAUAAAGUCGUGAAAAUUUCGUCCUUCAGCACCAAGGAGGUGCUGACCUUGUGUUGUGAAUGUGUGGAAACACAGCUUUUGAUACGUCCACGCCACACACUGAAAGGUACGGAUUUUUGGCUGGGUAGAGGGAUCAGACUAAAAUUUGUAACUUACUUGAAACAUUUAUUCGCUAUUCCCGAUAUACACUCAUUAAUACUAAAAACUCUUAUUAUCUAGGCCACGCUGACUGUGUCCAGGCUCAGUUGAAUCACUCCUUUUUCUGGGAGAAGGGUGUAAUUCUGUGGGCUUGAAGUAGUUAAGAUUCAUUUCUCAAGGGGGAAGAGGGAGUGUGUAUCCUCAGGCUUAAAUAAAGAUACAUGUUUCUCAUUUCCCUGGGUACCAGUUUGAGUCUCGAGGGGAAGUCUAAAAACAGCCAGCGCUUGAUUUCCCGUACGCUAUAUCUUGAAGUGUCAAUUGAUUAUAAACAGUGUUAAAAGAUCUGGGGGAUUUACAAAGAUUUACCAGAGUGUCAUGACUACGUCAUGUUUGACUGGUUUAUUAAUAUUUUUGCUAAGCGAAAAAAACUUGCUUAGCUUAAAUUAUUAUCGCUUUAAAAGUAACAUACUGUGCUUUGACGACUGCAGGCUUAGCAUAUUUCUGGUAAGUAAAAUUUUAAGUAGAAUUGUACUUGGCUGCCCUUGCUUACUACAUAGAAUAGUCCCUCAAAUGUUUUCAUUAGGGUCUUUAUUCAAUUUUUUGUGUGUUUGUUAUCAUCACAUGCUGUUUGGUUGUUGUUGCUGAUAUUUGUGAAACAUUUUACGUGUGCUUUUUUCCUGUUAUCUUAAUAUGUCGUGAAAACUUGGACCAACUUUAGCGGGCGAAAUAGUGUGACAUACUGCUUGUAUAAUAAGUACUGUUUUUGACAAUCUGGUGAUAAAGUUAGGUAUCUUCUUGGAUGAUAAUUUGUGGAACAUAACGAGGGUUGUAUAGUUUGAUGAAAACAUUCUUGUAUGACGUAAGACAGAACAACACUUAUAAGCAUCCCUUUACUUUGAAUUUAGGAUCAAAAAUUGUAGAAACUCCUGCCAAUCGUUGCCGAAAAAAUAAAACCGUGGGAAUCCCCUUACAAGCCGGAAUGUCUUGCAGAGCGUGGGAAAGGCGACCUUUAAUUUUUGAGUAGAGGCACGUGUAUAGAGGGCGCUAUUCAACUUGUGUCCCGGAGCGGCACCUGCGCUGCGGCCGUAUCCCGAAGUUUUUGUCGGGUUCAAGUUGGCAAAAGCAAGACCUUGUGUACCUGUUUAAGGUGUGUACCACACAGUGCAAGUAACUCUGUUAUAUCAGGGGCAUUAUUUAUAUACGAGGGGAAAAAACACCCCAAAAAACAAGGCCAUGACCCGCAUGGAUGAUGAGUCAUUGGUCGUGUUCAGCAUUACUAUACCGGUGUCUAUUCGAAGAAGAAAAAUUAAUUGAUUGGGGCGAUGCAGUAAUUUGAACUUCAGAGUGUGUUAAUGAUCAUCCAGAUAAGACUGUGCUUGAAAUUAACGACUGUAAGGAGGAAGCUGUUGUGAUCAAUCCGGUAGAUGUCAGGAAAAACAAUCAUUACCUUCGUUAUUUAUCAGGUGAAUCGUUUUCAUAUUGUAUUAGAAAUGUAAUGACCGAGAAGGGUGCUUGUUCAAUAAAUGGAUA